Messenger RNA from Mitosporidium daphniae, 309 nucleotides. RefSeq names its product polysaccharide deacetylase. Lineage: Eukaryota; Fungi; Microsporidia. Bases 1 to 309 code for a protein of 102 amino acids. Gene Ontology annotation, biological process: carbohydrate metabolic process. The transcript has a single exon. The record is from RefSeq and is a predicted model, not a curated record.
AUGAUAAAAGACAUCCUGAAUUAUGACGUCAAGUACGUGAGGCUACCAUACGGUUCAUACCCAAAAGACGCCAUCAAGUUUGCCGAGCAACUGGGGUUCGUCAUUACUGAACAUUCUCUGGAUUCAAAGGAUUUUCUGGGUAGCAGUGAUGCAAUGGUUCACUCGUACCAAAAUGCUCUUUCUCCGACAAGCAACUUCAUUGCUGUGCAUAGGGAUCAUGCCAAGGUCACUGCAUUGUAUCUUCCAAACAUCAUUUUGCUUAUCAAGAAGCAAAGGCUUCGUCCCUUUCUACUUUCCCAGUGCAUUUGA